CACAAUUCCUACGAGCCGAUACACUAUCUGUUCUGCUCCGGCUUUAUUCGAACUCAUAGGAUCCCACUUGGACCGCUACUAGAAUGUGCUGAGCGAGGGAAGUGUCGCCAUAUUUCCCGAAUUGACAUUCUUCGACCACGGUCGAUUUAAUCAAUCCCUCGCCGGUUCGAGUGUCUCCAUUGUGGGGACCACAUCUUUGCUCCUGUUGCAGCAUGUCCUAUGCUCCACCCAAAAUGUCUUGUUGGCUUGCGCUUCAACGACCCCAAUUUCGGGCGCAGAAAACCUCAUAUUGUGGUGCUUGUGGAUGAUGAUGUCACCGUGGGGGUAUCGUAAAAGGAUCUCGCAUCCCUCUCCCGCGCUAUGCUUCUCCCUAAUGAACGGUGUCCCGGCUGCAUAUCUCGACAACCCUCGCUGACAGAAUGGAAGCCCUGAAAACGCCAACGCGCCGUCCGUAUCAUCCUGCCGCACCAGCGAAGCGCUCGGAGUGGGCGAUGUGGGUGGGAAACGUGCCCAAAGAUGCGACUGAAGAAGAGUUGUGGGACCUGUUCACCGGCUCGCGCGACCACGGUGUUCAAUCAAUGAUCCUCCUCUCGCGUACGAAAUGCGCGUUCGUCAACUUUGUCUCGGAGGCCCAUCUAGCCAUUGCCGUCGAACGAUUUGAUGGGAAGCAGCUUCGCCCGCAUUCGCGUCGCGCUCCAUUGGUCUGCCGUGUUCGAGGGCGGGAAGAAGACCUCCAGGCGGGCGUGGGCAUUCAGCGAGGGAUGGGAUUGCAUAAAGAAUGGGUUGAUGCACAGCGGUCCCAUGGCCACGUUGACCGACUGGAUAGCCCGAUCUCCGACGCGUCCACAUCGUCAAGUUUCCUGCAAACACACUUUCCCCAGCGAUUUUUUGUCCUGAAGUCACAUUCCAGGCGCGAACUGGACCGUUCCGUGGCCGAUGGACUCUGGUCCACCCAGAGUCACAACCGGGGUGUGCUUGAGCAGGCAUCUCGUACCGCAGAGGAGACGAUUUUGUUCUUCAGCGUGAACAGAAGCGGGGAGUUCUAUGGAUAUGGGCGGUACUCCAAUUCGCAUCCUACCUAAUGGCAACGAGCUGAUGGCCGCUGCAGAAUGAGGCGCUCGAAGGCGGUCACCAAAUCUGCCGAUGACCUACCUCCGCACACGAAUAUUGCUGAAAGGUCUCCGAGUCCAGUCACUCCGGGCCCGACACCUGUCCCACCCGAGAUCACCCAGUCGGCGCCCAGUGCUUUGGCAGCGCGUACUGCCGAUGUCGAAGAAAUGCGCGAAACAGGCCGGGACGUUCCCCCCCAGCAUAGUCUUGAUCAAUUGCUCCGGCGCCCUCGAAAACUCGAGGGCGAGGAUGUACAGAAGGUCUCCAAUCUCGGGGAAGAGAAAGAUGAAGAUGAGCCGAGCAAUGCGUUCCUCGUCGAGUGGAUCUGCGUGGCACCAUUGCCCUUCAGAUAUACAAGACAUAUCGUCAAUCCAUGGAAUCGAGGACGGGAGGUCAAGAUUUCGAGGGACGGGACAGAACUCGAACCUGGGGCAGGUCAAGCCCUUCUCCAUGCAUGGCGGGCAUAUACCCAAUGAUUAGAUUGCACGCUUAUCUCAUGUACCUCGCAGAUCUCAAGAGAUUGUGGUUUCAACAUUUAGUUCCGUUGAUGCCAAGAACAGCUUACGAAAAUGUCACGAUCCAAGCCCUAGACGGUCGACCUGCGCGUCCAGAUUCUGGGUCUCCUCCGUCGUAAUCCAGCGAGCGUGUUGUUUGGAUUCUUACUGUCUCGCGACUACGUCGAGGGCUGAACGUCAUCGUCACCUGCUCUUCACGAUUGAUCGAGGCACUUGCCGCUGGGACAUCCAACUACCACCCGCCUUCCCUUCGCUGUCCCCGUCUGAAAAACAUCAUGAAACGUAUCGAGAAGCACCGCAACCACGGGGCCUCUGUCUCCUAUGGAGCCUGUUGGCUCCAUCGCUGCGUCAGAGAUUCUUUGCUUUAUCGGUAGAAGGGUGCGUGUCGUCAGAUAAGUCGAUGGAUCGUACUGUGGACCGUUAAACCCCGCUGCAAAAAGUCGGAGUCAGCGCCGACCUCUUUGUUCAGGGGAUCGUAGCUGCCUAGAUUAUGGUCUUCGCAUACAAUAACGCACGCGACACGCUUAGGAUCAGGAUUUUCUCUACAGGGCUGUCGUUGACGGCAUUGAAAACCAUCGAGACACUAUACGCGCAGGCGCAGCCUUGGCUCAUGAAAGCAAACUGAUUUAUAAGAUAUAUGGGGCGUUUCUAUGGAUACAGAGCAUCGCGAUCUACGGUGACCCACAAACCGCGGUACACUACUGGUCAACAAGCUGGGUGACACAAAUAGUCGGAGCGCUGGAGGCCCGCGUAUCGUUUUAUGUUUCAGUUGUUUCUCUGCCAGAGGCUCUGGGAGCGUUCAUGGAUCUCCGGUUCCAUACCUCUUCUCCUCAUCCGCUUAAAAAUUGAAUUUUAGACGCAGGUCAUUUCCCACAACAGUCACUGGUCGUGCUCUUUCACUGAUUUUCCCUCGUUGCAAAUCUCGUGGCGGUGCGUUUCGAUUACCCGAGUCGGAGCACGCG
Molecule: messenger RNA, 2587 nt
Organism: Mycena citricolor
Lineage: Eukaryota; Fungi; Basidiomycota; Agaricomycetes; Agaricales; Mycenaceae
Source: the annotation of a GenBank genome assembly